This is a messenger RNA of Eimeria tenella, 2448 nucleotides long. RefSeq lists its product as uncharacterized. Gene Ontology annotation, biological process: cilium movement; axonemal central apparatus assembly. Gene Ontology annotation, cellular component: axoneme. Lineage: Eukaryota; Apicomplexa; Conoidasida; Eucoccidiorida; Eimeriidae. Bases 1 to 2448 code for a protein of 815 amino acids. The transcript is spliced from 9 exons. The record is from RefSeq and is a predicted model, not a curated record.
AUGCCCCACUCACUCACUCUGAUGCCAAAAGAAGAGCGUACCUUUUCUGUGGGUCCAGCGCACCCCAGCCGUCUAGCUUACCGGCCGCAAACGCCAGGAGACUGGGAAUACAAAUUUCGCAUCUCGACUUAUGCCAACCCUUUUGAAAAUGUGGACAUUCACCUCAAAGGUGCAGCUUUUACAGAAGAGCUUAUUUGGUCUGCAGUACCUCCGCCCAACCAAGGUGACCCGAAUACUAAUGAUGGUGAACUCCUUGAUGGAAAUCAUCUCAUGCUCAAGGAAGUCCCACUCGGAGAGACAGCUGCACAAAUUCUUUCGCUUCGAAACUUGUCAACACAGGCCAUCUCAUUCGAGCUAAACGCUGAGUCUUUGGGUCAACUAAAAGACGUAUUAGUCCUGGCACCAGCAAUAGGGACGCUCGCUCCAAACGAAGCAUGCGACGUCUCUAUUGCAUUCAGAACUGAAGAGGCUCUCAGUGUUUCUCGCCACGCGAUCACCUUUUCAACUUCAUAUGCGCAGUGUCUCCAAAGUAGUAUGACCGCACCAAAGCCUGCUCCAAAAGCUAAGGGGAAGGGCAAGAGCAAGCAAAGCGAAGCUAGAAUAGACGGGGCAACUGUAGGGAAAGAAGACCCAGCGCACCCGGAGGAACUACUACUUUACAUAUCAGCCGCAAGCGAUUUUCGACAAUGCGAACUGAGCGUCUCACGGAUUGACUUCGAAGAUACAAGCCUGUUAAAAUCGCGCGUAUUCUUUUUUAUGGUGAACAAUACCUCUGCGGUGUCUUUACCAUAUGAACUUUUUUUCGAGCGGGACAGUCAACGUGAUGAUCCUUGCUUUUAUAAAUUAGCACCUUCUCGCGGCUGUAUUCCUGGUGGGGGUCAGCAGCAAGUGCAAAUAACAUUCUCUCCCAAAGAUAUAACGGAUUUCAGCAGGAACCUCGUCUGCGAAUUCCCGAACUUUCUCCACGGAUCAUCUCGUGUUUCGGUGCCAGUUUACGCCACUGCUAUUCGACCGAUUUGUCAUAUAGAAAUACCGCCAACGGACUACUUUGAACGCCGCCCACAGAACGCUACUCUUGCACUCGACGAUAAUGUAGCGGUUGUUGAGAUUGAGGGCAUCGGAGUUGGUGUACGACAUAUACGCCGCAUAUACGUGCACAACCCAACGGCCAACGAUGUUGACUUUGAGUGCGAACCAGCACAUAGCCCUGAUCAAAUCGCAGCAACUCCUAGGGCCGAGGAUUCGCCAAUGCAGCCAAUGCAGCCUUUCAAAUCAAGGCAACUGGUACAGAUGCUGCUACUGGUUGGGAGGACUACAGAGCCACGCGUUGCAUUCGAAGUAUCUCGAAUAAUCUUUCCGCCUACGAUGACUGGGAGGCUUGUUCAAGAAACAAUCAUUCUGCGCAACCAAGAAUCCAUUCCGAUAACUUUCCAAUUUGAUCGGUGGGCGGCACAUCCUUGUAAAGGAAGCUUUCACUACACUACAGGGCUUUCCAUGACAUCUGAGGGCGCUCACCUAAAGGACACUGGAUCGGAGCUGAAAAUAAUGCCACUUAGUGGUAGUGUGGGUCCGGAAAGUUCCACCGUGAUUAAGGUGCAGCUGUGCUUCACGGAGCAAAAGAACAUAAGCGUCAGCAUUCCUUGCAGGAUCGCACAAAAGUUUAGAACACUUAGGCUAGAUAUUAAGGGGGAAGGAUACUGCCUCGUCCCCUUCGUGAAGCUCGUCGAUAAGGAGGCCGAACGACCCCUGCAGGGGACUUCAGAGCGUUUCGACUUCGGGUGUGUACUAGCGGGGCAAACUAAACAGGUCAUCUUGCGGAUAGGCAACAACGGAAAGUAUGACUUUAGCUUCAAGUGGAUAACAAAAGACCAGAAAAAAGGCGACAGUCCCAGGCGUAUUACGAUCCAGCCAGCUGCAGGGUUUGUCCAGAAGGGACAAGUGUUUGAUUGCACAGCUACCUUCAUCCCGGACGCAUCAACUACACUGCAGUCUUUGCAAGCAAUAUGCGAUGUCCAGGGGAAAACAAUCUGUAGCCUACUGCUAGUUGGCUCUAGUACAGUCCCCAAGGUUUCCUUUUCAUUCACAACACACGAUUUUGGAAUACUGUUCACACCGGAUACAAUGGAUGCGCAUUUUGACGCCAUGCCCCUUGCACCGCGGAUAUCGUCUAGAGCUGUUCUGAAGAUAACGAACACAGAUGCCCAUCACGAAUGCUCCAUCUCAUCCUCGUUCUCGCCGACGCCAAUCUUUGACUUUAAACCAGUACAAUUUCGUUUGUCCCCUGAAGAGGUUAUAGAAGUCCCAAUUACUUUCAGCCCUCGAGAAGCGAAGUUGUACCAGGCUAAAAUCCCAUUCUUCGUCAACGACCAGCCCGCUGCCAUGAUACAAGUCUUCGGAAGGGGUACUUCCAUCAGGUGUGAAUCUCCAUUUACGAUUGUGCUACUGUAA